AUGGAGAAUAAAACAGAAAUUACUGAACCUCUAAAUCGAAAUAAAAUGGGUUCAAAUGUCAUGAAGUCAGUGGAGGAUGUUGGUGCAUCUAAAAUUGGUUGUACGGAAUCCAUUUUCACCUACGAUUUCGCUAGUCUUGCUCAGACAAUGGCCCAUAGUGCCGAGGAAUUCGUACGACAGGUUUGGCUUCGUGGAUGGGGCCUAGUUCAGUUUACUCAGUUACCUCAGUGGAUGAAGGAUAAUGAUUUCAUUAGGGGUGGCCAUAGACCAGCUCUUAACUCUUACUGGGGCUGUGCUAAAUCUAUUUUUCGAAUUCACACAGAAACUGGAAAUAUAUGGACUCAUUUACUUGGCUGUGUUUUAUUUAUUGCUAUUUGGAUAUUUUUUCUUUCCUUCGCACCAGAGAGCAUUCAGUGGCAGGAUAAAUUGGUAUUCUCUGCUUUCUUUAUUGGUGCUGUUGUUUGCCUGGGAUUUUCUUGCAUUUUUCACACUUUAAGCUGUCACUCUCCCAAAGUGUCUCGUUUUGCAAACAAAUUGGAUUACGCAGGAAUAGCAGUUCUGACAAUCGGUUCUUUUGUGCCUUACCUCUACUACACUUUUUACUGUGAUGUUGCGGCCAUGGUAAGCUACCUCUCCCUGAUAUGCGUUCUUGGAGUUGUAACGAUUUGUGUAUCGAUGUUGGAUGCCUUCUCUACACCGAGAUUUCGACCAAUUCGAGCUGGAUCCUUUAUUGGUCUGGGGUUGUCCGGAGUUAUUCCUGCUACACAUUAUGCUGUUGUUGUUGGCUGGAAAUCAGCCGUAGAUGACGGUUCUCUAGGAUGGCUUAUUAUUAUGGCCUUUCUCUACAUCUCUGGUGCUCUGCUCUAUGCCCUACGCGUUCCUGAGCGAUGUUUUAGUGGCUAUUGUGAUAUUUGGUUUCAAAGUCACCAGAUCUUCCACGUGUUUGUUGUGGCAGCUGCAUUCGUGCAUUACUACGGCGUUUCAAUGAUUUCCGAUUUUCGAUUAAGCAGAGGUGACUGUAGACCCGCCCAGCCACUUAAUUUUACCAACACUGCUUUCGACGCAUGA
Molecule: messenger RNA, 1068 nt
Organism: Rodentolepis nana
Lineage: Eukaryota; Metazoa; Platyhelminthes; Cestoda; Cyclophyllidea; Hymenolepididae
Source: the annotation of a GenBank genome assembly